This is a messenger RNA of Ruditapes philippinarum (Manila clam), 779 nucleotides long. RefSeq names its product tripartite motif containing 13-like. Gene Ontology annotation, biological process: positive regulation of DNA-templated transcription. Gene Ontology annotation, molecular function: ubiquitin-protein transferase activity. NCBI's taxonomy places the organism in Eukaryota, Metazoa, Mollusca, Bivalvia, Venerida, Veneridae. Gene Ontology annotation, cellular component: chromatin; nucleoplasm. The record is from RefSeq and is a predicted model, not a curated record.
GUCGGGAAGUGUUAACAUCAUAAAAUUGAGAUCUAUAAGUUGCCAAACAGACCAAGAUCAAGAGCGUGGCGAGGCCGGAAACGAUGAUGCAUUCCACAACAUAAAAGUAGAUCUAGAAAAUCUUCCUAUAGACGACACAAGUAAAGAGUCGUCUGAAUUCCACGUUGAUGAUAGCAUUUCAAAAACCGAAUACAGAAAUGUUUUGUUUCAUAAAAUCCUUUCCAAAUCAAAUCUGGAGAAAACGCCGAAACUGUUUGAACCAAUUGACCCACCAACAUUGUCUGCAGACGAAAAUGAAGGACUUACAGAAGACAAUACCGUGACGUCAUCGAGUGAAGAAGACGAUUCGGAACAAGAACUCGCAAUAGCUCCUCUAUUUGGAAAUUUGCGCAUCAUAGACGCAAACGACGAUGUCGUAAAUAAUCGUCCGAGAUUUAGUCGAUUUCACGCAACUUCCGUUUCCAGUGUACUUGCUCUCCUUUUUGCCGAAAUAAAUGUAAUUUACCACGGAAUAAGAAGUUCAAGAAGCCGUACUGUGCUGACAAUUUUCUGGUUUUUGUAUGGUGGACUUAUCGUAUACAUCUCAAGAUCCUUUCUACCCUGGAUGACAUUUUAUACUUUAAUUUACUUUAUUAUCAUUUACGCUGAAAUGUCCCCGGCGCCGUUGUUUAGAUAAAAACACCGGCCAUCUUUUCGUAUAUAAUUAAAUGUAUUAAAUGCAUAUAAUAUGCGCUCUUUGUUCAUAUGAUUAUUAUUAGUCUAUUAAAUAUCGUCCAGGA